GUGGCUCGGAGUGGCGGGCGACAUGUUCCGGGCACCGGACAGCGAGGGCGGCCGCGACGGCCCCAGGGCCACAAAGCCUCCGGGAGGAGAGCUGGGCGAUCGUCCAGAGGAAGCCGCACCUCCACGCAGGCCGGACAGGAUGGCUUCUAAUAUUUUUGGACCAACCGAAGAACCUCAGAACAUACCCAAGAGGACCAACCCCCCUGGGGGAAAAGGAAGCGGUAUAUUUGACGAAUCGGGGCCUGUGCAGACUCGACCGCGUCUGAACCCACCGGGGGGCAAGACCAGUGACAUUUUCGGGUCCCCCGUCGCUGCUGCCUCACCCACGGCACACCCAAACAAACCCAAGGACCACAUGCUCCUGUGUGAGGGAGAGGAUACACCAGACCUCAGAGCCAGUGCCUCACCCAGACAAGAUCCAGGUGAGCCCGGCGGCCCAAGAGAAGCAGCCCGCGUCCAGGAGCCAGCGCCCACCGUCGACAGCCAUGAACCCCGGCUGGGUCCCCGGCCUCGCUCCCACAACAAAGUCCUGAACCCGCCCGGAGGCAAGUCCAGCAUCUCCUUCUACUAAGAGGCCUGCCGCGUCCCAUAGCCAGACAAGAAACUCCAGAUAUAGGAUUUCAAAUAGUGUAGUUCCUUUAGCCUGAAGGAGCAGGGUGGGGAGAGGGUCUCUCCGGUGGACACCUGAGGCUACUACCCAGUUCACGGCCGUCUCGAGAUGAGGACCCACCUUCUGGACUCCAAGGGAGGAGAUGGGGCCCUGGUGUGAGAGGAGCUCCCGGGUGGGCGGGAGGGGAGUGGGGCCAGGCCAGGUGCCCCCGAGAAGUGGGGUCUCACGUCCUCGGUGUGUUUGCUAAUCGGGUAUCUAGGAAUCACUAACACAGUAGCAGAGAUUAAAACCUUUGAGAGAAAACCAAAACCACAGGUCUGCCGCUGUGGGACAGAGGAGCCAUUCCAGGGACUUGUUCGGCCCCACUGUUUCUCACCUCCAUUCCAGAGAUUUUCUUGAAACGUGUUGGUUGCUUUUCCUCAGCAGCUGUCAACAGAAAACCAAAAUGCUGUGUUCCGUCAUAUGCUUUAUGGAGAGAUUUUGCACCCUGCUUCUGCCCUCUCAAACCUCGGCCAGGUCUUAACGUAGGAAUCUCUGCUUUUUGUCCACGAGAGACUGGUUUAGACUCCACUCUACAGGCAGUCUUGCUUGUGAGUUGUUCCUUUUUUCCUCAUCAGCCUUAAGUCUGGGCCUUUACUCCUCACCAGUGAUGUGGACUGCUCCCUUCACCAGCGACACUUCCUGUCGGCAAGACCACUACCUUCUACAGGACUUUAAAACUACCCAGACAUAUCCAGGUACUGGCGUUGUUACUGUUCCUGUGUCCUCCUUUAUAUUCCUGCUGACAGUGGGAAGCAUAGAUGCCUGAGAACCCUGGGUUCUUAGGUUUGGCUUCUUUGGUAAUAGCUCAAGACCUGUUCUCAAGUGCCAGCUUUACUUCAGUAACUGUUGACUCUAGUCUGUUUCUGACACCUUUCUAGAAAAAAGUCUGUCGCUCAGGUACACCAAAGAGGAGGGAGAGUUUUCUUAGGGCACCCUUUCUAAAGCUUUGCAGAACCUCUGGGCCACAUUCAGUUUCCAGACAAGACUUAAGAGACCUUAGGCCAGGAGAUUAAAUAGUUUGGCAGUACAUUCUCAGCUGUCUCAUUCCAUGGUAUUUGCCAGCAGAGAUACCAGACUGGCAAGAGUCAUGAUGCUAUAGUCUGUCAGAUGGAAGUUUCUCCCAUUGUGCCUCUAAAGGGUCACAGUGUCAGCACCUAUACUACAGUCACGGGAGACCAGCAGUUUGUCGGGGGUAACUAUGGGUCCGAGUGCCCACUAAGUUCAUACAGGUGCUAGAAACGUCUUCGUCACUGCAGUGUGGCCACGUGUGUAAUGGCCUGAACACUCCAGUGCCUGUGGGAGCUCCCCGCCAGGCUCCACACCCUCCACCAGCACUGGAGGUCUGCACGGUGCUUGCCAACCAAAGACCCGCUCCUGUCCACCUGCUGACUUUGGAGCUGAGAAACUCUUAUUCCAUGUGAUUCUCUCAAGCGCCUCCUGUCUCCCUCCAGCCUUCAAGUGGUCGUUUAUAAGAAAGUUGUCUGGAACUCAGAGCAUUUUUUCCCCCAUUAAAAACUGACAUAACUGGUGAUUAGCUAUUAAGCUCAAACACACUGACUUACACAAGUUACAAUGAGAUGUUCCAAAAGUAGGCGUGAACUAUUUAUAACCAUUUUGUUGUGCGUUUUAACAUACAAGAAAACGAUUUGUGGAUUCCAUAUUGGAUGGUCAAGAAGACCCUGACAUGCUGCUGGCCCUCAGGGCUUCGGCCUUACUGUCAGCUGCACAAGGGGAAGAGCUUUCUAAAUCAGUCCCCUGGCAGGGACUUUGGGGCAGAGCUGGGAACCAAGGCUGAGUGGGGGUUGGGGGAGGAGAUCACCACCGGGGCAGAGCCCAACGCAGCAGGACCGCGUCGCCUUACUCUCGUCCCGUUUCCCUCUUCCUUUCCUUCCUUGGGGCCAUGGGCCUGGGUUGAGGGAGCUGGGAUGGUCUGGUCAUGGGAGGAGCCGCAAAAAACUUUGCUCCUUUGAACCUGAUGGGGGAGGCCAUUUGUAUUUGGAAAAUGCUCUGUACGUUGGGGAUUGCCUAUGUUUGGGAGGUUCAUUAACUCUCUGCAUCCUUUUCUCAGCCUCCAAGCUACAUUGAGAAAUUACUGGUCUGUGUUUUUAUUAAGCCUUCAAACUUUUUUUACAUGCAUUUGGUGCCAACUCUUUUGUAAAGCUGUCAUUGGAAACAACAAACCUGUGCUCACAUCACAAUGUAACCUUAAGAGGAGCCUAUUAUUUUUACAAGGCAGGAGUGGGUAUAGCUUUUGAAUUAAACUUAGCAAUCAUGUAC
Odocoileus virginianus texanus is the source of this 2929-nucleotide messenger RNA. It is a transcript of the gene JPT2, whose product is annotated as Jupiter microtubule associated homolog 2. Gene Ontology annotation, cellular component: nucleus. Lineage: Eukaryota; Metazoa; Chordata; Mammalia; Artiodactyla; Cervidae. The record is from RefSeq and is a predicted model, not a curated record.